Molecule: messenger RNA, 1620 nt
Organism: Papilio machaon (common yellow swallowtail)
Lineage: Eukaryota; Metazoa; Arthropoda; Insecta; Lepidoptera; Papilionidae
Exons: 4
Coding region: 229-810 (193 amino acids)
Source: RefSeq, a predicted model, not a curated record
GUUGUGGAUCGUUGCAACACUCUCAGUACGACUCUAGUCGCUUUGCCGCUUGGAUCGGGCGCGUGUGAAGCGCCGACCACACGGAGAGGGCGAGAGAGGUAACUCGAAACAGCUGAGCGGCAACUGCAGCCAUCACAGACAUGUGGACCGAGUGAAAACAGUGUUUCAGUGACAUAAUAAUUGUGCAGUAUAAACGACAUAACGUGAAUUUUGACAGCGUUUCUAACAAUGGAUACCAAAACUUCGAUUCCUGGUCAGGAGUGGCACAUCCCGCGGCCGUCAUUGUCCACCUGCAGCACAGGCAGUGUGGACGCAAGGUCGCGAGGCGGCUCCGCGUCCAGUCAGGGCUCGUCCAGUAAUCAUAGCACGCAUAGUGCAUCAUCGGGCUCACUAUUACUAAGCGCUGCAAACUUGGCACGUAUGAACAACAAAGGCACUGUUGAAACCGAAUACACUGCGUAUCCAAAACCGAUGGGAUACGGUCGUAAGCCAACCAUGACGAGCACUGUAAUGUCAAUUCCAGAAGAAUCUCGAGAGGUUGCUGACAAAUUCUGGAAUGAUGUCAAGCGUGGUUCCGUUUCGAGUCACGACGCCACCUCGGUGGCCAGCUCCACCCAUUUCACGGUGGUGAAUGGGUUCACGAAGCAUCGCACCGAGAAAGAACCUAAGACUUGUUGCUGCAGUCACUCCCACCAGAUAACUGUACUGGUCAUAUCCAUGACCAUACUGCUCUCAGCUUGCAUACUAGCGGCCAUUUGCUUCGUUGAAAUGAGAAUGCGCAAGGAGACGGGCAUAUAUAAGUAUUCUUAAUUUUUUUAAGGAUGUCUCAGGGCUACGGAAAAUUUUUCUAUAACAGCAAACAAUUAUAAAUUAAAAAUUGCUAAUUUAAAUAAACAGGACCCAGUAAAUUCUUAUAUUUAUAAACAUAAAUGUUGCUAUAACAGUUCUUUAAUAAUAUAAAACUCCAUCCGAUGACGUCACAGCGACGUGCUUCUAUGGUGUGCAAAAAGAAUUUACGUCACGAAGCAAGCUCGUGGACAAGUUCGACGUUUUCCAUCCGAAUAUAUUACUGUGCCCGCUUAGUAAAAUUUCACCAUAUAUUAUUUGUAAAAACGAUGAGCCAAUUGUUUCAUAGAUAUGACUAAGUGCAAUAAUUAUCCAGUUUGAUUUAGAAUAAUUUAGCAUAUUAUGUAAUUUAAAACUAUUUAUUUCUGUGCUCAAAAUUGCAAAACAUUUAUAAUUAAAAAUUAUUAUUCAUCACUUCACGUGUGGAGAAAAUAAUGUCACUUAAGAUAGUAAUGUCUAAGUACUAGCUAAUUUGUUCUGGUGAUCACUGACAAGAGGAAAAGCCAUAUAUGAUGUGUAGCUUAUAAACGGAUAGUUUGUCUUUAACUGACACUAGAAUUCAAUUCAUUCAAUUUUGAAAGCAUUUGUGUUGCGGUAUUUUCACGCCUCAUAUGAUCAUCACCGUACCCGCGGCAUCUUCCUAAUCAUAUCAAGUACAGAAACAAUGUAAAAUAAUCAAUAAUAUUCUCUAAUAUAAAUUGAGAAAUUUAAUCAAAUUGACUAAAUAUAAGAAAUUUGUAUACAGAGUGUCUAAUAUGAGUUUUUACCAAUGGG